Molecule: messenger RNA, 741 nt
Organism: Selaginella moellendorffii
Lineage: Eukaryota; Viridiplantae; Streptophyta; Lycopodiopsida; Selaginellales; Selaginellaceae
Product: probable L-gulonolactone oxidase 6
Exons: 2
Coding region: 1-741 (246 amino acids)
Cellular component (GO): membrane
Molecular function (GO): D-arabinono-1,4-lactone oxidase activity
Source: RefSeq, a predicted model, not a curated record
AUGUUUAAGGGCUCCCGUGGCGAUGGACGAUGCGUCGCUCGAGGAGGAGGAUCUGGCGAGGAGGCACAAGUUUGGAGACAUGUACUGGUUCCAUCCGUGAAGAAGUUUGUGCUCAAGAGGGAUGAUCGAGUUCCAGUGACUCGUACGGGCGAGGGUGUUUUCACGCUAGCGGGAUUCAGACCGACGAAGGUAUCAGCAGCAAAGCGAGCGCGAUUAGAUGGUGAGCGACGUGAAAGCCAUCCUGGCGAGAGAUCCUACGGCGAUACCUAUGGAGGGCUGUGGCUGCGAAACGUGAGAGCUUCCAGAGCUUAUCUCGGCGAGAAGAGGGACGUGACGCACGUCGAGUUCUUCGCGUUCAAUCACAGGGACUCUGCUCGUCCACAAGCGUACGAGGCGAUCAUGGAAGAACUGGAGCAAAUCCUCCUGUUCAAGUACGAUGGCAUGCCUCACCUCGGGAAGAACCGGCCUCACACUUUCAAGAACAUCGGAUCCAAGACGAGGAACCUCGCAAAGUUUCUCGAGGUGAGACGAAAGAUGGAUCCCGACGGCUGGUUUUCCAGCGAGUGGUCGGGGAUCCGAGGGAGUGUGGUGAGCUCCAGCGAUGGCUGCGCGCCCGGAGGGCUGUGUGUUUGCAGCGAAGAUCGCCACUGCGCUCCGGAGGAAGGAUAUCUGUGCAAGCCGGGGAUCGUCUACAAGGAAGCGCGCGUUUAUACGAAGACAAGCCACUCUACCGCGAAGUGA